AUGGCUCGCCUUAACCGAGAAGAUCGAAAUUUUACAGGAUCGCUGCCAGAUUUAAAAGCCUCUGUUAAGGCUACCGAACACCAAACGAAAGUGAUCGACAGAAAAAUAUUUAUUGUUGAAACACAUUUUCCCAAGGUGGCAGCGAUGCUUCAACGCUACGCAGUAGGAACAGCCAAAUUACGAAACAAGGGCGACGAGCUGGCCAAAACAAUAGCGACCUAUGCGGAAGAAGAAUCUCCUUCAUUGAAGCAAGCCCUUACAACUAUGUCUGAAUGUUUGUCCGCCAUUCAGGAUCAACGAGACGCAGAGGUUAGUAAAAUAGAAGAGAAACUCGUUCAAGGACUCAGCGUGUACGACACGAAAUGCAAGCAGGCUAGGAACGACGUGAGGGUUAGUUCGUCUCUGUCUACAAGGGAGGUGAAGUCAUUCGAGAACCUCGAAAAAGCGCAGAUGAAAUCCACUGAUCGAACGCGGAUCGCCAGGGCUCAGGCUGAAUUUCAGAAGGCGUCUGGCGAAGCGAACCGAUCACUGAGGGUUUUACGCGAGCAGAUGAACGAGUUCGAAAGUCAAAAAAUGCGGGACGUGAAGCAGAUUUUCUCGGGGUUUGUGGUGUGCGAGAUGGAGCUGUUAGCCCGGUCAAUGGAGCUGUAUACCCGCGCGUAUCAAGGUUUGAUGAAUAUUAUCGAAGAGGAAGAUUUAGAGGAGUUUAACAAAUCCAUGACUUUAAAGCCAACCCAGUGGGGUUCAGCACCAGCUCUGUCUAAUGCCGGAAGAUAUGUAAAUCCAGGAAAUGGUAGAGAAAAUGUUUUGGAAGAAGUUGAGGACGAAAGCGACGAACUCAAUCGUACAAUGUAAACACUGAGAUUCAACGGUUCGAAGAAAAUUUCCAUUUAACUGCGCAUAAAUUAACCUUAAAGAUAUGACUUCAAAAGAUACACGUUGCCAUAUGAAGAAAAAAAUAUAAUUCAUGAUCAUAGGUUUUACUCAGAAAAAGGAGAGUACACUUAUUCUUUGGUAGAAACUUUUGGAUUAUAUUGAAUAGAACGAUGCUAUGCUGUAAAAUUAUUUACACCUCGAAAAAAGGAAAAUGAUACGCUAAAAGAAAAGUUAAUAUAAACGACCGAAUUAUUUAUACAAGGAGCAACUAUUGGAACAAGAAAAGAAAAGUUAGCUUUACGCAAUCGUGAAGAAACAGCGAAAGUUUCUAGAAGAAAUAUUUAUUUGUUGUAAGUAUCAUUAUGGAAUCUUUCAAAGACAAAGAACAGGAAAUAACGAUAUGGAGGAGUUAUAACCACUUUUGCCUUUUGAAGUCAUAUAAAUAACGGCGCCAGCGGUACACCGAGAAGGAGGGAAAUUUUCGCGCGCUCUCGCGCAACUGCGACUCACUCACUUGUCCGACUAACUAUAAGGUGAGAGUGAUGAGGCCCAAGCCGAAAUUUUUGCGCUCCCUUUUUCUAAGCUUAAAUCGAGAAAUUUCUUAGGCCUUUUAUCCAAACUGCACGACAAUUUCUUCCAGCUUGCUCAAUCAUAGGACAUAAUAGUAUCACAUCCUAUUUAGCUUGGGUGUCAGGUAUCGGUUGUCGGGCCGUCACCUCAGAUUGUUUGUUCAGAGAAAUAUAGGAAUUCACGCCAAUACACUACCACCACCCUACUGAGGAUUAUUUUGCCCUUCAUCUCACCAAGUAACACGGCAAAAAUAAAGAUUUUAGGGCAAAAGUGGCCGGGAGGGAACAAUUUUUCUUAUUAAAUCCCUCAAUGGCUCACACUUUGUUUCCUUACCUACAAUAUAAAAAUAGAAGUACACAUACAAGAAAACGUACACACACAACUACAAUAUAAAAUUAAAUACAACGAAAUUAUGGUCAAACCCCUAUUAAGAGGUCAUUUAACUCUCCCCAAGUGGAGCGGCCACUUGAUCAGUUUGGCGAUUUACACUGACAGCAGGAUAAAAGCAAAAAUUUAAAACUGAUUACAAGUUUUACGCUCAUUAAAUUUACAAAAACCCUCUUCUUAGCCAGAGAGUGGAGUGUAAAAGCUUCUUCAAUAUCUUUCCUCUUUUCCUCUAACUUUUUCGUACAAAAGGGAAAAAAAUUAUAUUUGAAAUUCGCCGAUUGGUUCUUGGUAGUUCUUUCUGUAAAAAACUGUUACCAUGGAGAGUACUUGAAAAGCUUGUGAACUGAAAGCACGAGAUGUUUUUUCACGCGCUAUUUUUUAGUGAUUAAAACCACAACUCAAGGGAACAAAACAGUCAGAAAAAUGGAUAUACAGCUCAGUACAAAGGAAAACUAACAUUUUCAUUAUCAACGAAAUCAGUAUGCUGUAAAUAAUUAAUGAAAGUGAUAUCUAAUAAAAGAAACAGUAGCCUAUCAUUUUCCACGGGCGAACUGUAAGGCAAGAUGCUUUAGUAACGGGUCAUUACAAACAACGUUCCGGAAAUAUACUUCAGCCCUCAGUUCUUACGUUCGAUCAAAAAUUUGAAUCUUGCCCUCCCCGUUCACGGUUUGUAUAUCAACUUCGGCCUAAAUUUUAAAAGUUUUCCAUCUGCAAUUCUUGUUUGUUUUAUUUAUCCUUUGCCGGCGUUGAUCCGUGUUGGGGUUUUAUUAUCUCUCUAGUGUUUUCAUAAUUUUAUCUGAAAUUUUAAGUAUUACUUAAAUAGUUUGGCUAUUGGAAAAAAGGAUACCCGGAUUAUCAUGACGUAUUAUGCAACUUUCUCUCUACAGUCUCACAAAAUUUUGCUAAAACUAAAAUGGAUCCAGAAACUUUGGCGGUUAGUUUCGACCCAGAUACAGCAAAUAGCAUGGACGAUAUUGACAAAGAAAUUUUGCAGCUGGCUUUGAAACAAGUGGAGAAAACUUUGCAAGAACUUGGUGUAAGAGUAUCACAAGGAUACAAGCUUGGAUAUGAACUGGGGUACAUCAAAGGAGUAUUAGAACACGUUCUGAAGACAGUACCAGAGUCAGAGGAUAAGGAGGCUUACAUGAAUGGGUACGUGAAUGGUUAUCUGCAAGGAAUGCUUCAUUCUUUCAAGCAAGGAGAACUUCAGCGUGGAAAUUGUUCUGAUAAUAACCGUCACUAG
This is a messenger RNA of Pocillopora meandrina, 3076 nucleotides long. NCBI's taxonomy places the organism in Eukaryota, Metazoa, Cnidaria, Anthozoa, Scleractinia, Pocilloporidae. The record is from the annotation of a GenBank genome assembly.